UGCAGGCAGCGCACUCGGUACGUCAUCGCUGUGCGGCCUACUUACAUGUGAUUGCCCGUUACAGCGGCCCUAGUGCGCACCUACCCGCCGGUCAGUCCCCGGUUUCAGCCGUCCGCACCACCCCCGCGAACCGGUCAUUGUCCUGCGAUCUCUAGGAAAAUGGCGGACGCCUUCGGGGACGAGCUGUUCAGUGUGUUCGAGGAGGAGACCCCGGCGUCCAGCAAGUGCGCGGAGCCCGGGCCCGCCGCCAAGGCCGGCAAAGGCGGGAAAAGAAAUGCCAGACCUCAUGGUGCGAUCAAAGGACCUUCUCCGAGAAACAAGCGAGACACCAGCAGUAUUGAUCCAGAGGAUGAGUGUAUCUUUGGAAAGAAAUUUAAACUGGAACCAUCAACAUCAGAUGACCUAAACCUGGCAGACUUAAUGCCACGGAUAAAAGUACAAGAAGUGGAAACCAUUGAGGGCUGCACCCACGAGGUGGCACUUCCUGCUGAUGAGGAGUACAUGCCGUUAAAACCUCGAAUUGGUAAAGCUGCAAAGGAAUAUCCUUUUAUAUUGGAUGCGUUUCAGAGAGAGGCCAUUCUGUGCAUUGAUAACAAUCAGUCUGUUCUGGUUUCUGCCCACACAUCUGCUGGAAAAACAGUCUGUGCAGAAUACGCCAUUGCGCUGGCUCUGCGAGGGAAGCAGAGAGUUAUCUUCACCAGCCCCAUCAAAGCUCUGAGUAACCAGAAAUACAGAGAGAUGUACGAAGAAUUCCAAGAUGUUGGUUUAAUGACUGGAGAUGUAACCAUUAACCCUACUGCAUCCUGCCUUGUCAUGACCACGGAGAUUUUGCGCAGCAUGUUAUACAGAGGCUCCGAAGUCAUGCGUGAAGUUUCGUGGGUCGUAUUUGAUGAGAUCCAUUACAUGAGAGACUCUGAGAGAGGAGUUGUCUGGGAGGAAACGAUCAUUCUUCUGCCGGAUAAUGUGCAUUAUGUCUUCCUCUCCGCCACCAUUCCUAAUGCUCGUCAGUUUGCUGAAUGGAUCUGCCACCUCCACAAGCAGCCGUGUCAUGUCAUCUACACAGACUACCGUCCUACUCCCUUACAACAUUACAUAUUCCCAGCAGGGGGCGAUGGACUGCAUCUUGUUGUGGAUGAAAAUGGGGAUUUCCGAGAAGACAACUUUAAUACAGCGAUGCAAGUCCUGAGAGACGCAGGGGAGUUGUCCAAAGGUGACCAAAAAGGACGUAAAGGUGGAACUAAAGGACCCUCUAAUGUCUUCAAGAUUGUGAAGAUGAUCAUGGAGCGCAACUUCCAGCCUGUCAUUAUCUUUAGCUUCAGCAAGAAGGAAUGCGAGGCCUACGCUCUGCAGAUGUCUAAGCUGGACUUCAAUUCCGAUGAGGAGAAGAAGAUGGUGGAGGAAGUGUUCAAUAACGCCAUAGAUUGCCUGUCUGAUGAGGAUAAGAAGCUGCCACAGGUGGAGCAUGUGCUGCCUCUUCUGAAGCGAGGUAUAGGCAUACAUCAUGGUGGGCUGCUUCCCAUACUAAAGGAAACGAUAGAGAUCCUCUUCUCUGAGGGUUUGCUUAAGGCCCUGUUCGCCACAGAGACAUUUGCUAUGGGAAUAAACAUGCCGGCCAGGACGGUUCUGUUCACCAAUGCCAGGAAGUAUGAUGGCAAGGACCAUCGCUGGCUCUCUUCAGGGGAGUAUAUUCAGAUGUCUGGUCGUGCCGGGAGACGCGGGAUGGAUGAGAGGGGGAUAGUAAUUCUCAUGGUUGAUGAGAAAAUGAGCCCUGCGAUUGGGAAGCAGCUGCUGAAGGGCUCAGCUGAUCCGCUAAACAGCGCCUUCCAUCUUACAUACAACAUGGUACUGAACCUCUUACGUGUGGAGGAAAUUAACCCUGAAUAUAUGUUGGAGAAAUCAUUCUAUCAGUUCCAACAUUACAGGGCCAUACCCGGAGUAGCGGAAAAGGUAAAGAAAUUGGAGGAGCAGUAUAACGGUAUACACAUUCCCAAUGAAGACAGCAUGGUGACCUACUACAAAAUCCGCCAGCAACUGGCUAAACUUGGCAAAGAGAUUGAAGAUUACAUCCACAAACCCAAGUACUGCCUUCCAUUUUUGCAGCCAGGGCGGUUAGUUAAGGUAAAGAAUAAAGAGGAUGAUUUUGGAUGGGGUGUAGUUGUGAACUUCUCCAGAAAAUCAAAUGUAAAGCCGAACACUGGAGAUUUGGAUCCUAUCUAUGUGGUGGAAGUGUUGCUGAACUGCUGUAAAGAGAGUCUGAAAAAUGCUGCCACAGAAGCUGCAAAGCCUGCGAAGCCAGAUGAGAAGGGGGAGAUGCAGGUUGUUCCAGUCUUGCUGCAUUUGCUCUCCGCCAUCAGUAGUGUGCGUCUGUAUAUUCCCAAAGAUCUCCGGCCGCCUGACAACCGGCAUAGUGUGUUGAAGUCUAUCCAGGAGGUUCAGAAGCGCUUCCCCGAUGGCGUGCCCUUGCUGGAUCCUAUUGAUGAUAUGGGUAUAAAAGAUCCAGGGCUGAAGAAAGUGGUUCAAAAAAUAGAAGCGUUUGAACAUCGGAUGUAUUCACACCCUCUUAACAAUGACCCUAAUCUGGAGUCCGUCUACAAACUCUGUGAGAAGAAAGCCCAGAUUGCCGUUGAUAUCAGGACUGCGAAACGUGAACUGAAGAAAGCUCGCACAGUGUUACAGAUGGAUGAGCUGAAGUGCCGGAAACGGGUGCUGAGGCGCAUGGGUUUUGCGUCAUCCGCUGAUGUCAUAGAGAUGAAAGGGCGCGUGGCCUGUGAGAUCAGCAGCGCUGAUGAACUCCUCCUCACAGAGAUCAUGUUUAAUGGACUCUUUAAUGACAUGACGGCAGAACAAGCCACAGCCCUGCUCAGCUGCUUCGUGUUUCAGGAGAAUUCCAGUGAAAUGCCCAAGCUGACGGAACAGCUGGCUGGACCGCUCCGGCAAAUGCAGGAAACUGCCCGGAGGAUCUCAAAGGUCUCUGCGGAAGCCAAGCUCGAAGUGGAUGAAGAGACUUAUUUAAGCUCCUUUCGGCCCAACCUCAUGGAUGUCGUCUACACGUGGGCCAAUGGGUCAACGUUUGCUCAGAUUUGUAAAAUGACAGAUGUGUUUGAAGGAAGUAUCAUUCGCUGCAUGAGACGUCUUGAAGAAUUACUACGACAGAUGUGCCAAGCAGCUAAAGCCAUUGGGAAUACAGAACUGGAAAACAAGUUUGCAGAAGGAAUUACAAAAAUCAAAAGGGACAUUGUGUUUGCAGCCAGUCUGUAUCUGUAGCCCGAUAUGAAACCGCUUACAUAGACUGCGAGCUCCUGGGACAACAGAGUUAACAAAGGACAGAUGUUUGCUAUAAACUUUUUAAUGUUUUGGUGUUACAGGUUUGCAGAACAAGCCAUGUUCAAGCAAAGCAAUAUUACACAAGUGUUUGUACAUACUGUUUACCACACUAUUUUAAUUAAAAAAAAAUUACAAUUUGA
Pseudophryne corroboree (corroboree frog) is the source of this 3464-nucleotide messenger RNA. It is a transcript of the gene MTREX, whose product is annotated as Mtr4 exosome RNA helicase. Gene Ontology annotation, molecular function: ATP binding; RNA binding; RNA helicase activity. Gene Ontology annotation, biological process: RNA catabolic process; maturation of 5.8S rRNA. Gene Ontology annotation, cellular component: nucleus. Lineage: Eukaryota; Metazoa; Chordata; Amphibia; Anura; Myobatrachidae. Bases 160 to 3264 code for a protein of 1034 amino acids. The transcript has 27 exons. The record is from RefSeq and is a predicted model, not a curated record.